CAGUUGAAAUCCAAGUUACUGCGCAGUUAGUUAAGCAAUUAGCCAGUUAUCAUGUCUACUGUUGGCUCGCUCAGUGAAUACGUAGAGACAGACGGUGACUGGGUGGAAUAUGUUGAGAGACUGGAGCACUUUUUCGUGGCAAACGACAUUACGGAUGAGUCAAAACGACGGUCUGUACUCCUCAGCGCCUGCGGGGCCAAGACGUACAAGCUGAUACGCAACCUGGCUACACCGCGGAAACCGGGAGAAUUAAGCUUCCAGGACCUGGUCACGUUAGUGAAAAAUCACCACAACCCCAAGCCAUCUAUCAUUGUUCAACGCUUCAAAUUCCAUACUCAUUCACGUAAGCAAGGCAUGACAGUGGCCACAUUUGUGGCGGAGCUGAGACAAUUAUCAGAGCACUGUGAGUUCGGUGCAGUAUUAGAAGAUAUGUUGCGCGACAGGCUGGUCUGUGGAAUUAACGAGGAUAGUAUACAGCGUCGGUUGUUGAGUGAAGCUAACUUAACUUUCAAGAAAGCGCUAGAGAUCUCCCAAGCAAUGGAAACGGCGGCAAUCAACACUAAGGAUAUUCAACAAGCACACGGGGCUGCGCAGCCAGAUGCCGUUCGUCACGUAUCAAAGGACGAGAAAGGCAAGUCCCAAAAGUCAAUAGAGUGUUAUCGGUGUGGGGGGACACACUUUGCAAAUGACUGUGGGUUCAAGGACUCUGUGUGCCAUAACUGUCAGAAAAAGGGCCAUAUUGCCAAAAUGUGCAGGGGAACGAAAAAUAAGCAAAGGAAGAACUGGGGAACAUCAAAGCCCAACAGAAGCGCACAUCGCCUGCAGGGUGACGAGCCUGAGGAAGAGGAGGAGAGUUCUUUUGACAUGUUCAACCUCCAUGUUAUCAGCCAGUCCAGGGCUGAGCCCAUCUAUGUAGCACUGAAAGUAAAUGGCACUGACCUGAAAAUGGAAGUGGACACUGGGGCCUCAGUUUCAGUGAUAAGUCAACACUCAUACCACAACUUGUGGAGGGCAACUGAGGCACCUGCACUCAAAAAGACCAAUAUUAGACUGAGAACAUAUACGGGUGAGUGCAUCCCCCUCCUUGGGGCUAUAGAUGUGGACAUAGAUUACGAGGGACAGAAGGCAUCAGUGUCACUGUUAGUGGUUCAGGGGGAGGGGCCUAGUUUACUGGGUCGUGAUCUCUUGCAGAAAAUUCGCCUGCAUUGGGGAGAAAUUUGGGGCGAAAUCAAGACCAUGACAGUAGCGCAUGACAUAACAGCCAAAUAUGCAGAUGUUUUUAAGGAUGAGCUUGGCACCCUCCGGGGAACCACAGUGAAAUUGUGUGUGGACCCCAAAGCUCAGCCGCGUUUUUUCAAACCACGCCCGGUGCCAUAUGCUAUGAGAGUUAAGGUAGAGGCAGAGUUGGAGAGGCUGCAGCAGGCAGGUGUGAUAGAGCCUGUUGAAUUUUCCAACUGGGCAGCGCCAAUAGUGCCAGUGCUGAAGGAAGACGGCGGAUUGCGAAUAUGUGGAGACUACAAACUGACGAUUAAUCAGGCCUCCCAACUUGACACAUACCCCCUACCUCGAGUGGAGGAUCUGUUUGCUAGGUUAGCUGGUGGAAAAACAUUCACAAAGCUGGACAUGAGUCAUGCGUACCAGCAGCUACUGCUAGAUGAGGAGUCUAAACAAUAUGUGACUAUUAACACACAUAAAGGGCUAUUCAAAUACAACCGUCUGGUUUUCGGCGUUGCGUCCAGUCCAGCUAUCUUCCAGCGCACUAUGGACAAUCUGCUUCAAAACAUUCCCUGUGUUGCAGUCUACCUUGACGAUAUUUUAGUGACAGGUAAAACGGCAGUUGAACAUUUACAAAAUCUUGACCAGGUGCUUAAGAGACUGUCAGAUGCUGGACUGCGCCUGAAGACCAGUAAGUGCGUUUUCCAAGCUCCAAGUGUCACAUACCUGGGCCAUCGGAUUUCGGCUCAAGGUCUGUCUCCAGUGGAAGAGAAAGUGAGGGCGAUAAAGGAGGCCCCUAGUCCAAAGACUGUAGCAGAGCUCAGGUCAUUUCUGGGCCUAGUGAACUAUUACGGGAAGUUCUUACCUGAUCUCUCCACGGUACUUGCCCCUCUAUAUCGGCUGCUGCACAAAGACAGUCCAUGGAAAUGGCAGCAGGCACAGGAGGAGGCAUUUCGGCAUGUUAAAAGACUUUUACAUUCAGAACGACUGCUGGUGCACUUCGACCCUGACAGGGAUGUCAUCCUGUCUUGUGACGCGUCCCCUUAUGGCGUGGGGGCGGUCCUUUCACACCGGAUGGAGGAUGGAACCGAAAAGCCCAUCAGCUAUGUGUCACGUACUCUCUCGGCAGCAGAAAAAGGGUACUCUCAAUUAGAAAAGGAAGGAUUAGCGGUAGUUUUUGCUGUGAAACGUUUCCACCACUACCUGUAUGGUCGUCCUUUUACCAUUUUCACAGACCACAAGCCAUUAAUGGGUCUGUUUAGUGAGAUAAAAGGCAUUCCUCCCAUGGCGUCUGCAAGAAUCCAGCGCUGGGCACUGACCCUGUCGGCGUACCAGUAUCACAUAGUGUAUAGGGCAGGUAGUGAAAAUGCAAAUGCCGACGCUUUCAGUCGCCUGCCGCUCCCUGAAACACCUGGCCACACUGUUUUUCCCCCAGAGACAGUUUUUCUGAUGGACAGACUAUCUAAUGCUCCUGUGACAGCAAAGCAGAUCAAAACAUGGACUGAUAGAGACCCAGUGUUAUCACAAGUUAGAAGAUGGGUGAUGCAGGGCUGGCCUUUAGCUGUACAGCAGGAGAAAUUCCAGCCUUAUGCCAAGCGCAAGCUAGAACUGAGUGUUCUUGAUGGCUGUAUCCUUUGGGGCUCCAGAGUGAUCGUUCCCUCCCCAGGGCAGGCGCAGGUGAUGGAGGCACUGCACGAUGCCCACCCAGGGAUAUCCCGGAUGAAAAGCCUCGCCAGGUCAUUCGUGUGGUGGCCUGGGAUGGAUGGGGCUUUAGAAGAGAAAGUCAGGGCAUGUUCGCAAUGUCAAAGUAACCGGAAGAUGCCAGUGGCUGCGCCGCUUCACCCAUGGCAGUGGCCGGGCCGUGCAUGGUCCAGGCUCCACCUGGAUUUUGCAGGUCCGUUUAUGGGCCAGACAUUCCUAGUGCUGGUGGACGCACACUCGAAAUGGCUCGAGGCGCAUAUCAUGUCAAAUAUGACUGCUGCUGUUACCACUGAGAAACUAAGGAGCAUCUUUGCCACACACGGAUUACCAGACACAGUGGUGUCGGACAAUGGGCCCACCUUCACCAGUGAGGUUUUCAAAGAAUUUAUGGAGAAAAAUGGGAUCCGUCAUGUCUGUACUGCUCCCUACCAUCCUGCUUCCAACGGCCUAGCAGAACGAGCUGUUGAAACUCUGAAAGAUGGCCUGAGAAAAAUGUCAGGACACUCUCUGGAAACCAAACUUUCUCGUUUCCUGUUCCAAUACCGGAUUACUCCUCACACUACUACGGGAUUAGCCCCGGCGGAGAUGCUACUGGGAAGGAGGCCAAAGUCUCACCUGGAUCUCCUCCACCCGGAUGUGGGAGAAAGAGUUGUCAGGUCACAGGACAAGCAAAAGCUGAGGCGGGACCAACAUGCGAAAGACAGACUCUUUCAGCCAGGGGAUAGAGUGUAUGUGAAAAACUUUGCCACUGGUCCACCCUGGCUGCCGGGAGUUAUUCAACACCAGUCUGGUCCAGUGUCUUUUCUGGUGGAUUUGUCGGAUGGCAGGCAGGUGCGAAGGCACCAGGAUCAUCUGCGUGACCGCUAUGAUACAGGUGGGGAGGAGCGUCAGAGUGUUGGGCACAAGGAUGGUGUGAGCAGCUCGGGAGGCGCUAGUGAGGGGCCUCAAGCACCUGAGCAAGAGCAAGUGUCACCUGCAGAACUGUCAGUACAGGGCGCGCCACCUGCCUCCACCCCAAACCUGCUCGGGGGAGCACAACCUGCUCCUGAUGUUGGGGACAUCACACCAGAGCUAAGAAGAUCAACAAGGAUAGCUGGCCUGACCAACUCCGCUGUGCCUGGUGGCGGUUUUUGGAGGAGCCGUGACAAACCCUGUGCCACAGUGUGUAACCCAGGCCUCGCCGGUGAACAGACGUGA
Sardina pilchardus (European sardine) is the source of this 4113-nucleotide messenger RNA. RefSeq lists its product as uncharacterized. The record is from RefSeq and is a predicted model, not a curated record. The transcript is spliced from 3 exons. The coding region runs from base 52 to 4113 and encodes 1353 amino acids. Gene Ontology annotation, biological process: DNA integration; proteolysis. Gene Ontology annotation, molecular function: nucleic acid binding; aspartic-type endopeptidase activity; zinc ion binding. Lineage: Eukaryota; Metazoa; Chordata; Actinopteri; Clupeiformes; Clupeidae.